This is a messenger RNA of Aaosphaeria arxii CBS 175.79, 1154 nucleotides long. RefSeq lists its product as uncharacterized. The record is from RefSeq and is a predicted model, not a curated record. The transcript is spliced from 3 exons. NCBI's taxonomy places the organism in Eukaryota, Fungi, Ascomycota, Dothideomycetes, Pleosporales. The coding region runs from base 326 to 970 and encodes 214 amino acids.
UGUAGGCCCAUGAAACAUCCACCGCGACCAAGCUGUUUUAAAGGCAAGGUCAACCCACCCCUUUGUGCGUUCUCAUCAAGACACUCAGGCCAAAAGGUUUAUACUUCGAAGAGGGAAGCUUUUCUUUGAGAAUUUGUUUCGUUCCUUUCAUUUCAGUCUCCACAUUUCUUUCUUCCCUUGUUCGAUUCUUAUUUUCGAAGGUUGCUCCUGGUUGUGCUGCCUCGUUACUUUUAUUCGCCAUCUUUUCUACUUAGAUAUCUUUUCAGUACUAGAAAAGAGAUAUCAAACGGUCCUUCGUCAAGCAAAAUCAUCAUACACAGUCGCAAUGCAGAUCAAUCCCGCACCGCUCCACAUGGCCCAGGCCAUCAUCAUGGGACUAUCGGCCGCGAUGAGCGUCGCCAUAUUGGGAACAGCUGCACACACUCUUGACGUGUUCAACAAGCAACAAUCGUCAAACCCAUGGUGGCUUCCUCUCUGGCCUCAGCACUUUGAUGUGAACGGCGCCAAAGCCCUGGUUGGAUCUGCAGUCACGACACUUGUACUCUGCUCGGCCUUCUUGGUCGUCGCUCUCGUCCCAUAUUUCAACCUCGCGAACAAACACACUCUCCGAGCCCUUCUGGCUCUCGGCACCACCUUGCCGUCUACUCUCGUUACUCUCGUCACCGUCAUCUAUGCACACAUCCUCAACCACAAUGCUCCCGAACUCGACAGCAUUCAGACAUGGACAUGCAAGUACAAGAACAGCCAGCCGAUUGAAGAGGAUAUUUCCCUGCCGAAGGGCAUGGGGAACGGCAACUUCGGUUCACUAUGCAGGGAGAGCAAAUUCGCACUGUACGGCACUCUUGUUGUAUUCUUGUUGCUGAGUGCUUCUAUGGGUCUCGCCAUCGUCACUUGGCUUGCCGACAAAUGGGCUGCAAGGAAGACUCGCAAGGAGAUGGACGCCAACGGCAAUGCGAUUAGCAUGAGCUAGAGCUGAAGGGACAAUUCGACUAUAGCGAGCAGAACCACCAAGCUUGAAAGAGAAAGGAUCUCUGGAGUGUCAGCAUUGUACUGUACAUUAGGUUCUUUUAGGGAUGUUUUGUAAUGAGAGGUAAACCAUCUCUUCAUACCCCAGCAGUUAGUUCAGCUCCGGGAUGGUAUGAAUCAGAGAACCU